Engraulis encrasicolus (European anchovy) is the source of this 2315-nucleotide messenger RNA. RefSeq names its product torsin-1A-like. Gene Ontology annotation, cellular component: endoplasmic reticulum lumen; nuclear envelope. The record is from RefSeq and is a predicted model, not a curated record. Bases 367 to 1371 code for a protein of 334 amino acids. The transcript has 5 exons. Gene Ontology annotation, biological process: nuclear membrane organization; protein localization to nucleus. NCBI's taxonomy places the organism in Eukaryota, Metazoa, Chordata, Actinopteri, Clupeiformes, Engraulidae. Gene Ontology annotation, molecular function: kinesin binding; ATP hydrolysis activity; ATP binding.
AAGUGAAAAGUGAAAGCGAAGAGCCAGGCAAGCCUUCUUCAAAGAAAGUGGAUCUAACCUCCUUCAUAGAGGAUGCCUUCUUCACCACCAGGUCCACGUUAAACUUCCCCUUCCGCAUUUUUUGUCAGCUGGAUUUCUGGAAAACAAUCCUGUCGUGUCAAUGCGAACUUUCUGGUGGCACCCGACCCUCGGAUCGUAGCCUACAGUGUAGGCUAAACUUUUAAACUGAACUGUGCGAUUCCCUCGUAGGCCUACAAUGUGAGCAGGUACUGCGAUUGAGUGUAGGCCUAUGUGCGCCUUAAGGGAUACCUCAUCGCCUAUGCAUUCUUUGCCUUGAAUGAAAGGACACAGGAACUGGCUUCAGAAAUGGCACACCUGGGCAGAAUCCUUUUGCAUUGGUUUUUGAUAACAGGUUGCAUUGUAGAGGCCAUUGAGCCCAUAACAGUAGCCAUAGCUGUUGUCGGCCUCGCUGUCGGUGGGCUCAUCGGUAGAUAUAACAGACCAGGACCACCACCACAACCACCACUCGAAACCUGUGAUGACAGUUGGAUCAAAUCUGACCCAUCGAAUCUGGAGCAGGCCUUGAAUAAAAGGCUCUUUGGGCAACAUAUAGCAUCACGUUUAAUCCUGAAAAUGGUGACUGGAAACAUGAACAACCCAAACCCUGAUAAACCACUGGUGCUCUCCUUGCACGGCUGGUCUGGCACAGGGAAAAACUUUGUGGCCCAGAUGAUUGCAGAGAGCAUCUACCACAAAGGCUUGGAGAGCAAUUUUGUACAUGUUGUCUCAGCCACUAAACACUUUCCCCACGAGAGUCAUCUAGAAACAUAUAAAGACUGGCUACAGAAGCAGGUGGAAAACAGUGUCAGAAAUUGUCCUCGGUCUUUGUUUAUUUUUGAUGAGAUGGACAAAAUACAACCUGGUCUGAUUGACAGCAUCAAGCCAUACCUGGAUUACAACAACAAUCUGGAUGGGGUUUCUUAUAGAAAGGCCAUCUUCCUUUUCCUAAGUAACUCAGGAGGGCAGAUUAUCAACGAGGUAGCUCUGGACUUCAGGAACAACGGCCGGGACAGAGAAGAGAUCCAGCUGGAGGAUUUGGAAACGCCAGUCUCACUCUGGAUUUUCAACAACAAUCAGAGUGCUUUCUUUCGUGCCAGUGUCAUUGACAAGAACCUGGUGGAUGCCUUAGUGCCUUUCCUUCCUUUGGAGCGCAAGCAUGUGGUUCAGUGUGUCUUGGCCGCGAUGGAAUCCAGAGGCAUACCGCCAGACCAGAAUGUGGCUAAACGCAUGGCACAAGCCAUGACCCAUGGGAGCAUUUAUUCCACACAAGGCUGCAAGACCAUCUCCAAUCGACUGGAGUACUAUAUCUAAUACCCUCAGUGGAGGUGUUGACUGUAGAAAGUGACUUUGUUUUCGUAAGGGGAGCUUAUAUAUUGUCUUUCUUUUCUUGCUUUUUAAAAUAUUUUGAGGGGUAUUUAUGCCUUUAUUUUCAUAGGUCAGUGUGAAAUGUGAAUGUAUGUACAGUAUGUACUACUGUAUGUGUGUGAAUUCAGUGAAUAAUGAAGGUGUAUUGGCUUGACAAAGAAAAUACCAUAUGCCUUUGAUAAAUAAUCAGAUUCACUACCUCAUUUUUCACAGUGAGGUAUCGCUGGAAAGAUGCACCACAGCACUAUGAGCAAGGUUGAUGAGCAAAUUCUCGACAAACUUCCACAAUAACAUGCCCAGUUCUGCUUUUGAUGAACAGUGAUUAUUAUGAGUUGGAUUAAAUAUCCCUGUCCCUUUUUAAUUUUUAUAUGUCUAAAUCAUGUUAUUGCUACCCUGUGAAAGCCAGACUAUAUCUUGAAAAGUAUAGUCUUGCAAUGCACUACUGACAAAGGUUGUGGAAUCAAAACUUAAUCUGGUUCAAACGGUCAAACUGCAAUAUCUUCCUAUGGUCCAGUGCUGGAGAUGCUUGCCAAGUAAAAAAUAUUUUCUGCCGCUAGACAGAUUUGCCUAUAGUUUUCAAGGCUUAUUGCAGUUUUCGUGAUGUUUACAAGUGAUGUUAUAGUGGAAGAGGGACAAUUUCAACUUGUCAUAUGCACAAUGCAUACAUUCUGGGAAUGAGAAGACCUUUUACAGUGGUGCUCAUAUGUUUACAUACCCCAGCAGAAUAUACGCUUUCUCUGCGAUUUCUCACAAAAUAUGAAGGAUUACACAAAACCUUACCCCCAGAUAGCUCUUGUUUGCCGUGCGUAAAAGUAAAACACAAGUGUGCAGUGGUAUUGGUGUGGGUUUGCCGUGCUUUGUAUUUUCGUUUGAUUAUUUAAUUUUGGUUU